This is a messenger RNA of Copidosoma floridanum, 2020 nucleotides long. RefSeq lists its product as uncharacterized. The record is from RefSeq and is a predicted model, not a curated record. NCBI's taxonomy places the organism in Eukaryota, Metazoa, Arthropoda, Insecta, Hymenoptera, Encyrtidae.
UGCAGCUAAGCAGCAUGGCUGCGUAGACGAAAUAAAAAAAAAAACAACUAUUGGUGCGGCGAUAGUGCAUACUUACCUGCAAAAAAACCAAGUCAAGAAGCCAAACAGAAGUACAGAAGAGUGUCGAGAGAUGAUUGAUGAACGAGUGCGUGUUGUAAAUAAAUCGAUCGAACAGUGAUAACUUGGUACACAAGCGAAGAGAGAGUAGUUCUGUGGUUGCUUGCAAGGUCAUCGCUGUUUAAAUCAGUGCAGCAUCGGUGCACGUAGGACGUGCAAUUUUGUGCUUAUUUUUUACAGUGAUACAACUGUGUAAUCUACAGCUGUAACGAUUUAAGUGUAGGCAUUCGUGAUUUUGUGGAAUCAAUUAACAGCGAUAAAAACACCGGAGACUUGCUUUCAUACUUUAAAGCUCCUAAGAACUGCGAAGCCAUAACUGUGUUUUAAAGAAAGCUCAAAAAAAAUUUUAAUACAUAACACACAGCUUGAAUAUCAUACGCCUGUUGUAACAUCAUGGGUAAACCUACAAAGAAUGAUGCGGGCUCUGGGGGCGAUGAGAGAAAUGUUGAACGGAAACAGAGAGCAGGCAGCAAUCCGUCGAAAGCUUCUUCUUCGAAUACAGUCAAGUCGAGACUGGGCGAUAACGAGACUUCCAGGUUGAAAACUGGAGUGAGACAAAGUGCCAGACAGUCGAUUGUAGGAAAGGCUGGUCUAAAAUUCCCUACCAACGUGACGAUUCACACUCCUCUAAAAACACCGUCUGCAGGGUUGGGCCAGCCGACCAACCGUGGCGGUAGUGUGACCAAGCCCACAAUAUCGAGUACCAACAAAGAAGUGAAAAAAGCCAGCGAGUUGGGAAUCAAGCCAAAGAGUCUGGCAGGCAAAAUGAAACAGGAAAGCGAGAGCUCGGAGCCCAAACCCAAGGCCAAUGUCCUGGACGAGUUCCCCAGUCCGGCUGAAAUCAUCAAACAGCAAGCCAAGGAGUCCUCCGAUCAUACCGCAGAGCAGCAGCCAGCCGACCAGCAAAAUGGACUGAACGGUGGUAAAACUGCAGUCGACGAAAAUGGCACCGAGAACGGCAGUAGCCAAGAAAACGGCAAGUCGAGCGAGCAGAACGGCCAAGACGCCCCGAGCGAGCGUGACGAAGAGAUUAAGCUACAGCUGGAGGCGGAGGAUCAGGGUGGUAGUGACAGUAAACCGGAUGACGAUGUUCCCAAGGAGCCCUUGGAAAUGGGUAAGGAUGAAGAUUCGCAGAAUGACGUCAAAACAUCGAGCGAUGGAACGGCGGAUGACCUGCAGACUGACACGGAAAGUUACUCGGUUGACGUGGUCGAGUCUACGACGUCCGAACCCUCCGAAGCUACAGAAUCGACUGCUGCACCGUCCGAGGUCGGCAAAGACGAUGAUGUGCAGAACGCAAACGACGAAAAUGCAAUGUUGGAAGCUUCGAGACAAAAGUGCUCGGUCCAGCUGAUGGAUUGCAUGAGAGAUCCCCAGUGUGCAGAUUUAAUGAAAGAGCAAAGCGUUCCACUUGAAAGACGUAUUAACACCAGAUCCAAAUCCAAAUCAAAAGCUAAAGAGGUAAGCGUCGCUCAACAGAGUGAACCAGAGAAUCCUCCAAUAUCGACAAACGGUCGAGAAUACAUAAGACCAAGAGCAAGACCCUCGAUCAGGCGUAAUUUUUCGUACAACUCGACAAACAGAUCGCUGUUUCUCAAUAGGGUGACCGAGGAGGGUGGUCCAUCCUGUCGCAUUAUUUCGGACAACUAUCGAAAGCUGCUGACGGAAUCAGCCGCUACCAGCACCAAUGGUGCCUCUCUCAGCUCCAAGAUAAGGGAGGCGAACAUGAAGCGCAAAGCUAACGAAGCCAAUCCGGUGGAAGAAAAAAAAGCAAAGUUGGUUGGUGGUGACAGCCUUCUGCAACAAAAGACACAGCUUUCAGCUACCAGUAGGACGAUAAAACCCGUUCUUAAUGAACCACCUCUUAAAAAGUGGUGUACCAUCAUGUAAGGGGGAAAAAAAA